AUGCAUUAAGCGAGGCAGCUGUCGGACUGCGGGUGUAUAGGCCUACUAUCCUGGAUGUAUCUGUAGAGACAUAAAAACAAAUUUACCGCACCGUUUUCUCCUUCUGGUCGGUUACCUUUUCCCCCUAGAUUGGAUUGCUCUACAGAUUUGAUGGUGCUGAUUACGCUUAUCUGACUUGCCAAUAGGUCGUGGCCAGGCGCAUCUGCCCGUAGGAUAGGGGGAGGAAGAGAGAAUUUGUCCGUGAUUGCGUCCGUCUGUUGCCCUACGCGGCCGUGAAUGGACUGCACUCCUUUAGUAUUUCUCCGCAAUCACAUUGAGUCGUUUCUGGAAGAAGAUGGCGGACAGGGCUGAGAUGUUUUCCCUUUCCACGUUCCAUUCACUCUCUCCUCCCGGUUGCAGGCCAUCCCAUGAUAUCAGUCUCGAGGAGUUUGAUGAUGAAGAUCUCUCUGAAAUCACAGAUGACUGUGGUAUUGGACUCAACUAUGACUCAGACCCUUAUGAGAAGGACUGUCUGAUCCUUGAGAAGAGCGAGAUGCACCACCAGAUGUGCUCCUUCCAGGACGACUUCCAGGAGUUUGAGAUGAUUGACGAUGAGGAUGAGGACGAGGAGGAGGACGAGGAGGUCGACCCCGAGGAUCCUCCCUCCCCGUUGACCUCCCCUACCCUGGGAACGCUGACGAGCCGACCGACCACUCUCAACCUCACCACCGCUGUCUCACAGGAUUCCCUGAACAACAACAGCAGUUUGUCCCCAAAGAAGGGAAGCUGGCAAGACUCUCUGCGCAACCCAGCUUCACAGGGCCGUCUGUCUCCGACUCACUCAUGUCUUGAGGACGGCAACCAUGUGACGGGCCAAUGCCCAGUCGCACUAACCUCCCAGGUUCCAGGUUCCCAGAGCAAAGGGUCUUUUGGCCAGCAUAAGUCUCAACCCUCAGGGAAUUCUCCAGAGCAGGCCCUUCUCCAGACCUCCAGAGUGCCCUCCGUGGACGAACACUCCCAGUGUUCCGAUACAGAGGUCGACCACGAUCUCAACAGCGACCACAACCACAAACACUCAUGCCAGUCCUCCCGACGCGCCAACGACACAUACACAGUCACCAGCGAGUCUGGCCUGGACCGAGAGCUGGAGAAUGACCCAGACCCCGAUGGGACCAGCCGGUGCCUAUCCUCCACGGCUCCCAUCGGGGGCGACGGCUCUGACACGCCCCUGUCUGAGGAGGAGCUGGAGAAGGACAUUGAGGUGGAGUUUAUGUGCAAGGAGACAUACGACAUGGUGUGCAAAGAGAACCAAUAUGUGGAAUUCCCUUCCAUUGAGCCAUCCGAGUCCGCCUCGUUUAAAAGUUACUCCAACCGUUCAAAUGCUCUCGACCAAUCCAAUGGCUCCGACCGCCAUGGCCCAGCCAAUGAAAUGGCCGCCAACGACUCCACCUCUCCGUCCUCAGACCCGGGAAUAGCAGACAUGAACGCCAAGCGUUGCUACACCAUGUCAGAUCCGGACCAGGACCUGAGCUCUCCAGGGUCAGACUCAGAUAUCGAGGGGGAGCUGGAGGCGGCGUUUGCGUGCGGGGGUCCCCUGGUCUCCAACAUGAUCUCCUCCAUCUCGGAGACGGAGCUGGACCUGACCAGCGACGACAGCAGCAGCGGGCGCUCCUCACACCUCACCAACUCCAUCGAGGAAGCCAGCUCGCCCACCUCCGACCAGGAACUGGACCCCGACACGGAGCUGGAGCAAGACAGCGGCAUUGUGGGAUUGAAGGCGUCUCUGCUCCUAGGUCAGCGCGACCCUAUCAAAGAUGGAUCUCCCCUCCCCUCCCCGUCCGCCCUCCCAUCGCCCAUCAUGGCCACUCCCUCCACCGCCGACUCCCCCAUCCCCCCUCCGGAGAUGUACGACGACGGGCUGGCUCUGAUGGGCCUCCACAGCGUGGACGACGACCUCCCCUACGAGCACCUGGCCGACCCGGAUGAGACCCUUCCCCCGGCCCAGCACUGCGAGGACAGCCACUCCAGACAGAUGGUCCUGCAGAUCGAGCCUGACCACAGUCUGGAGAGCUUCAAGCGCUCCUUCUACCUGCCCGUGGGGCCGCGGCUCAUGCCCACGGCCGACGAGUACGACGGAAACAGCGAGGGAGAGUCUGAGUCAGAGAGCGAGGACGAGCUGAGCGAGAACUCUGACUCACCGUGGCUGCUGAGCAAUCUGGUCAACAAGAUGAUCUCGGAAGGCUCUUAUCCAAUCAGCUGCCCCGAGGAGUGCUUCAAGAGGUCUGCGUCCGUCACCGACACCAUCUCUCCUUCCUCAGACAUCGAGACGGACGCCUUCGCCGAAGCGCCUCCGGAGCAAGAGCUGGGGCGGCCGACCCAGACGAAGGGAUCUGAGGAGAAGGGGAAGGAGGGGAAAGGCCGACGAUGGGGAGGGGAGGAAAGGGAGGAGGGAGAGAAGAGUGCCAAGCCUCCUAAAAGGCAGUCGGUGAGGAGCGACGAGAAGCUCAGCCCCACUAUGCACGUGGGCAGUGCCACGUUCCACACCCUCAGCCCUGUCGUCGUGGAGCGCUACGUCCACAGCCCGAACCACGGCCACACAGCCCGCCGCCCCGAGAAGGGCGUCAGCGCUCAGGCCGCUAAAAACAGCCAGAGACGGGAGGAGAAGGAGGCCGGGGAGCCGGAUAACGACCUGACGAUGCUGGAGGGGAGGAAGGAUCUGGAGUCUCCCAGCCUGACCGAAAGUGUGGCCAGCGACAAGGACGAGGGCCGGGAGACCGAGGCCAAGCCCUGCGGCCGCUCCACGGCCUCUCUGGAGCGCAUCACCGAGGUCAAACACAGUUUGACCCUGGAUAUCCCCACCGCCCAAACCAACCGCUGUUUCAGUCUCACCUACUCCACGGACAACGAGGAGGAGGAGGAGGAGGAGGGGGAAGGGGUGGAGGAGGAGGACGACUCGCCUUUCUCGGGAAGCUUGAGGAAGAAAUCGUCCUACGGAGGAAGCGACCUGUAUCUGGACAGCUCCCCGCCCAUUGACGAGAGCGUGCGGGACCUCCCCCUUUGCGAGCGGGAGCUCCCCCUGCAGGUAGGGAGGCUGCAGCAGGACGACGACGGCCUGGCCUACGACUCAAUGAAGUACACCCUGGUGGUGGACGAGAACACCACACUGGAGCUGGUCAGCCUCAGGAGGUGCACCUCUGUGUUGAGUGACGACAGCGAGCUCUCCACACUGUGCGACGACGACCCCCUAGGCACGGGACAGGUGGGCUACGGGCAGUGCGACGUGGGCGUGCGGCCGGAAUUCAGCUCCUCAGAAGACUCCUCCCCCGAGGCAGACAUACCCUUCUCCAAGAAGUUCCUCAACGUGUUUGUCAACAGCACCUCGCGCUCCUCCAGUACAGAGUCUUUUGGGCUGUUCUCCUGUACAAUCAGCGGAGAGGAGAGGGACCAGACACACAGGGCCGUGUACAGGUUCAUCCCCAGACAUGCAGAUGAGCUGGAGCUGGAUGUGGACGACCCUCUCUACGUCGAGGAAGAGGAGGAUGACUACUGGUACAGAGGUUAUAACAUGCGCACAGGAGAGAGGGGCAUAUUUCCCGCCUUCUACGCUCAUGAGGUCAUAGGCCAAUCCAAGGAAAUUGUCGGAGUGAAGAGGAACCCUGCGUGGAUGGAGAGUUUCACCGUCCAGUUCCUGGGUUCUGUGGAGGUACCCUAUCACCAAGGUAACGGCAUCCUCUGUGCCGCCAUGCAAAAGAUUGCAGUAUCCCGGAAGCGGACGGUGCAUGUGCGGCCCCCCUCCCUGUGUGAGCUGGAGAUCAGCCUGCAAGGGGUCAAGCUGGUCAUGAGUCUGGAGGAUGAAUACGACACCAUGGAUGAGUUCGACAGGUGCAGUCACUUCUUCCAGAUGAAGAACAUUUCCUUCUGCGGGUGCCAUCCCAAGAACAACUGCUACUUUGGGUUCAUCACGAAGCACCCCAUGCUGAACAGAUUCGCCUGUCACGUGUUCGUCUCCCAGGAGUCCAUGAGGCGUGUGGCCGAGUGUGUGGGACGGGCCUUCCAGGAGUAUUACCAGGAGCACCUGGAGUACGCCUGCCCGACCGAAGACAUCUACUUGGAGUAGGCAGGAAAGAGGAUGUGUUGCCUUGACAACCCCCUUCUCUCGAUCGCGGCUGUAUGUUCAUCUACUUCACCACCAGAGAGAGGUGGUGGAUCUUUUUCUGUCCAUUGUAAAAUACCCCGUGUAACUCUAAAACUGGGAUUGUCAUUUCAGUUCUACAGUAUGCUACAUAUUUUACUUUGUCUGUCCAAUUGUUUAUUUCCCAUCUUCUUGAUGGAUUUGUUGCCUGUUUCUUUGACUUUUCUAUGAUACAGUUGCAGAACUAAGAGGCUGGGCACCUGUUAAUUUAAAAAGUCAUCCUCUUAGGUCUCAAAAAGAUAUUCCUACUACUGCGGUUCACAUGUUUUAAUGCAUGGCUGGUAGGGUAAUGCACACAAACACACACACGCACACACAUUUAAAAAGACACAGCAGGGUGCAAAAUAGCUGUGAUGUAGGUGAAUUGUUUGGGCUGAGAUUUGGUGUAAUAUCGGCAAACGGCUGAUUAGAUUUUCUACUGAUAAUGACUUUGGAGAAAGGUAUAGAGAUUCCAGUGAACUGUCCUUGGUCUGAGCUUACUCCUGUAUUGCGUACAAGAUGUAGUGUGUACUGUAAAUAUAUGUAUAGACAGUAGAAACAUUCAUACAGACGCUUCAUACCCACUUUAUGUACGUUUCAAACACAAUCAAUAACCUAAUGAGAGAGAAAAGAGAAUGAGUGCUAGUGGAGAGAAGUGUUUUUGUUUCCCCAGGGUUAGGGGUUUCCCCAUAUUAGGGGACUGAGGUUGAGGAUCUAUAAUCUGGGUCGCCUGUACUCUCCGAGUUGUGAGUUAACAUCAAACUCAUAGCUAUAAGUAAACACUGUAAACUACUCUGUAAUGCUCAGUCAAAUUUCAGGUCAAAGUGAGCUGAGGGCCACUUCACACAAAGCCAUGAUAUCACAGUCUUGACUGUUCAACACUGCUCCCUCACAACACGUUCCUCAGUUUCCAUCAGUUUUUUUGGGUUGCUGAGUUUUAUGAGAAAAGGAGAUGAUCUGCCCUGAACAAGUGGUUCUCAAUAAUGACAUUGUUUAGUCAGAUCUGGAUAUGAUGGCGGUUCUUCAAGUGACACUAAACCCAAAACAUGUUGGUUAGUUGGUAAGGUUCAUGAAAGGCCAC
Messenger RNA from Hypomesus transpacificus, 5231 nucleotides. It is a transcript of the gene mapk8ip2, whose product is annotated as mitogen-activated protein kinase 8 interacting protein 2. The coding region runs from base 335 to 4096 and encodes 1253 amino acids. Gene Ontology annotation, molecular function: protein binding. The record is from RefSeq and is a predicted model, not a curated record. NCBI's taxonomy places the organism in Eukaryota, Metazoa, Chordata, Actinopteri, Osmeriformes, Osmeridae. The transcript is spliced from 14 exons. Gene Ontology annotation, biological process: regulation of JNK cascade. Gene Ontology annotation, cellular component: cytoplasm.